Daktulosphaira vitifoliae (grape phylloxera) is the source of this 1178-nucleotide messenger RNA. It is a transcript of the gene Uck, whose product is annotated as uridine-cytidine kinase. The record is from RefSeq and is a predicted model, not a curated record. Gene Ontology annotation, molecular function: kinase activity; ATP binding. NCBI's taxonomy places the organism in Eukaryota, Metazoa, Arthropoda, Insecta, Hemiptera, Phylloxeridae. Gene Ontology annotation, cellular component: cytoplasm; cytosol. The coding region runs from base 231 to 989 and encodes 252 amino acids. The transcript is spliced from 7 exons.
UAGUUGUACUUAAUUAUGAAAUCAAAAAUAUUUUAUCUGUGACAGUUUUUUUAAUAUUUCUUUAAAAUUAUCUUUAAUGCAUUUAGUACUAACAAUUAAGUUCAAAAAUCAAAUUAUUAUAUGAAUUAAAUGAUUUCUAAUAAUAGUUUAACAUAACUAUUAUAUUAAAAACCAUAACAAGAUUUAGCAAUAAAUAAUUAUAUAAAAAUAAAUUUAUACAAAAGUAAAAAAUGAAUAGUUCCUAUAUAACUAAAACAGAAAUUAAAUCCCCUUUUUUGAUUGGAGUUGCUGGUGGUACUGCUUGUGGGAAGUCAACAGUGUGCAAAAAUAUAAUAGAAAAACUUGGCCAAACAAAUUUAGAUGAAACCAGGAGACAAGUUGUAUCAAUUAGUCAAGAUAGUUUUUAUAGAGAAUUAAAUGCAACAGAAAAGAUCAAAGCUGCUAAAGGACAAUUUAAUUUUGAUCAUCCUGAUGCAUUUGAUGAAGUUUUUAUGUAUCAAACAAUGGCUGAUAUCCAAGCUGGUAAGACUUGUACGAUACCUGUUUAUAACUACAAAACUAACUCAAGAAACAAAGGUGAAGACAUUGUAAUAUAUCCAGCUGAUGUUGUUAUUGUUGAAGGGAUACUUGCAUUUUAUUUUCCAGCAAUAAGAGAAUUAUUUCAUAUGAAAUUAUUUGUGGAUACAGAUUCAGAUACUAGAUUGGCAAGGCGAGUUCCUAGAGAUAUUAAUGAAAGAGGCAGAGAUUUGGAACAAGUUUUAAACCAGUAUAUGAAUUUUGUUAAACCUGCAUUUGAAGAAUUCUGUUUACCAACAAAAAAGUUUGCUGAUAUAAUAAUUCCGAGAGGAGCAGAAAACUUUGUUGCCAUUGAUUUGAUUGUUCAACACAUCAGAGAUUUAUUAAACAGUGAACAAUGCUCUCAACAUGAAAAUUCUGAUGGAAGUAUUCCGUUAUCUAGUGUCAAUAAUAAUCCAUCAAGACUUCAUUAACCUCAAUUCAAGUAAUCACUUUUAGAAGAGAAGAAUUGAAAUUAAUAUUUUUUGUAUAUUUUUAAUGUUACAAAGAGUAGUACAAUAAACAUGAAGGUAAAAAUGUAACUAUGAAAAAUAUUUUGUAUAAGUACAAUAUAUUAUGUAUAAAUUAUUAUUCUUGAAAAAAUAAAAUAACUUAGCAAACAA